Molecule: messenger RNA, 4482 nt
Organism: Anoplopoma fimbria (sablefish)
Lineage: Eukaryota; Metazoa; Chordata; Actinopteri; Perciformes; Anoplopomatidae
Product: immunoglobulin-like and fibronectin type III domain-containing protein 1
Exons: 23
Coding region: 1-4482 (1493 amino acids)
Molecular function (GO): protein binding
Source: RefSeq, a predicted model, not a curated record
AUGUGGAAGAGGUCAAAGGUGACCGAUCAAACUGCCGCUGGGCAGACGGGCAUCAAGAAGAAGUCGAAGGUGCCUGGUGUCAUGAUAACGCAGUUUAUGGAGGAACUUCCAGAGGGAAUGUCAACUCCAGAUUUCACUCGCAAACCUAUUGCUCUGACUAUUCAAGAGGGUAAAUGCGCCAUCUUUAAAGCCAAAAUAGUGGGCACCCCAACACCUACUGUAACAUGGAGCAGAGCAAACGGAGAAAUACAUUUUCACCCCGACAUGUGCAUGCAGAAGUAUGAUGAAGCAUCUCUAGAACACACCAUUGAGUUUCCGAAGGUCGCUCCAGAGGACGCUGACACCUACAAGUGUUUUGCAACAAAUGAAUAUGGAAAGGCUGUUUGCACUGUUGUCUUGAAUAUUAUUGAGGUUGGAUUCUCUAAGAGCAAGGAACUUCAAAAGAAACAAGUAGAAGGGCUUAAUGAAAUAUCUCUGAACAGUAAUCUUGAUGGAACACGUGAGGAAAAGACGAUGGAGCCAGAGGAGAAGGUCUGGGAAAUUCUCCUUAGUGCCGACAAGAAAGACUACGAGCGCAUCUGUGCGGAGUACGGUAUCACGGACUUCCGUUAUAUGCUGAAGAAACUCACUGAAAUGAAGAAAGAGAGAGAGGAGGAGAUUGCAGAGUUUGUUACACACAUCAAUACACUGAAACAUAUUCAAGUCAAUGACAACGACUGUGCAACAUUUGAGUUGGACAUGGACCUCAAGGACCCUGCCAGCAGACUUUUCCUGUACAAGGAUGGCAUCAUGGUUCCAUUCACCUCAGAAGAAAGCGAUGCUCAGAAGCAUAAUUUGAAACAAAUUGGCAAGAAAUACGUAUUCACAAUUAGAAAUCUAGGUUCAGGGGAUGCUGGACUCUACUCAGUGGAUGUUGGGGGCAUCAAUGUAUUCUCCACAGAUUUCAAAGUGCCUGAAGUUGACUUUGCUGUCAAAAUAAAAGAGGUUAAAGCAGAAGAACGACAGGACGCCAUCUUUCAAUGUGUCCUGACUGCACCUCUAAAUGAUCUCAAAUGGUUGGGCAAAAGCGCUCCGCUGACAAAUAGCGAGAAACAUGAAAUCACUGUAUCUGAAGAUAAGCUCAUCCACAAGUUGAUUGUGCGAGACUGUAUGCCUUUGGAUGGCGGCAUCUAUGCUGCUGUGGCCGGAAUCAAAUCCUGCAAUGCCUGGCUUGUAAUUGAAGCUGACAAGGAUCCUGCCAACAAGGGAAAGAAGGCAGUUCGCAAAACUACUUCGGCUGGAGGCGGUAAUGACGAAGAUCUGGCGAAAAUAGCUAAGGAACAGCAGGAAAAAUAUCAGAAAGAAAUGGAGGAAAAAAUUGAAAAUGCCAAGAAGGCUCAAGCAGAGCGAGAAGUUGCAGAAGCAGCUGCCAAAGUGGAGAAUGAAGCGGCUCAAAAGGCAGCGGCCGAAGCAAAAGCUGCGGCUAAAGCGGCGGCUAAGGCAAAGAAGGCGGCGUCCGACAAGGAUGCAGCUGCCAGGAAGAAAAAAGGAGCUGGUGCAGAUGGAGCAGGUGGUGCAGGGGGAGCUGGUGGUGCAGAUGGAGCUGGUGGUGCAGGGGGAGCUGGUGGUGCAGGGGGGGCUGGAGCUAAGGGUGGCAAAGGUGUAGGUGCUGGUGGUGCCCGUGGUGCAGGUGGUGCCGGUGGUGCAGGUGGUGCCGGUGGUGCCGGUGGUGCAGGUGGUGAUGGAACUGACGGUGGCAUAGGUGCAGAUGGUGGUGCCGGUGGUGGAGGUGAAGGAGAAGAUGGAACUGCAGCUGGAGCUAAACGUAGAGCUAAAGGCGGAGCUGGAGGUGGUGCAGGCGAAGGCUCGGGAGAAGACUUUGAAGGAGAAGAAGAAUACGAUUCAUUUGAAGACAACAAAGCUCUGCGCUGCUCCACUUUGCAGAUCAUAGUGAAACAGCUCAACGUUGGCCCGCAAAAAACAGAGAGGCGAGUGGUGCCAGUGGUGAUAAUGGCACCGGGCCAGCAGCAGUCUGUGAUGAAUCUGCUGAAAAUGGUGAGGGUGCAGACGGCGGUGAGCCAGAAGCAGCUGGCAAGCGAUCAGGUCGUGCACGAUCCAGGAGUUCACUUUCAUGCUGGGCUUUCUGACUGCAAAGCCAUUGUUGGAGAAGCAGCAGAGCUGGAGUGUAAAGUGAGCAGUGAAGACUGUGUGGGAGUCUGGUACAAAGAUGGAGAUGAGAUUCAAUCAUCUGAGGGUAUAACCAUUUCAAAAGAGGGAACUUUCCACAGGCUGAAAAUACACAAAGUCACAGAGGAAUUCGCUGGAAAAUAUAAAUUUGAAGCAGAUGGACGGAAGACAGAGUCUAUGAUUGUUGUUGAAGAUCCACCCAGAUUUUCUGCUGAGGAACUGGAAGCAUUUAAAACCCCCGUAACAGUGAAAAAAGGACACAAAGCUACCUUCAAACUACCUUAUGUUGGAAAGGAUCCUAUAAAAAUUCAGUGGUACCUUGAAGGUGAGGAGCUUUCAGAGGAAUCAACUAUCAAGUUAGAUCACUCGGAGGGUUGUAGCAGUCUGCUUCUAACCAAACUUCAGCGCAAGGACAGCGGGGAAGUCAAGAUAAAACUCAAAAAUGAGUUUGGCACUGUUGAGGCAAUCAGCCAGCUUAUUGUACUGGAUAAACCCACUCCUCCAAUGGGACCUCUGGAGAUUGUGGAAGCCUCCUCCUCUGCAAUUGAUUUCAAGUGGAGGCCUCCAAAAGACAGCGGUGGCUGCAAGAUAGGCAACUACAUCAUUGAGCGAAACCAAGUUGGCCGCAACACCUGGAAGAAGGUGGGGCCGAUUGGUCCAGAGAACAAAUACAAGGACUCUGAUGUAGACCACGGCAGGAGGUACUGCUAUCGCAUCAGAGUGGAGACUGAAAUGGGCACCAGUGAGCUGAUGGAAACAGAGGACAUCCAAGCCGGAACAAAAGCAUACCCUGGACCUCCAUCAGCACCAAAGGUUGUAAGUGCCUUCAAAGACUGCAUCACCCUCUCUUGGUCUCCUCCAUCCGACACUGGAGGAACCAAUAUUCUUGGAUACAACCUUGAGAAACGCAAGAAGGGCAGCAACCUGUGGGGCAUAGUCAAUCCACCCGAUGAUAUGAUCAAAGGUAAGGGAUGUGGAGUUAAAGAUGUGGUCGAGGGCAUGGAGUACGAAUUCCGUGUGUCAGCAAUCAACAACUCUGGAGCGGGUGAAUUCAGUACAUCAUCUGAGUUUGUGUUUGCCAGAGAUCCUAAAAAGCCUCCGGGUAAAGUCAUAGACUUCAAAGUGACGGAUUCCAACUACACAACCCUGUCCCUGUCUUGGACCAAACCCAAGGAGAUUGAGGGAGUUGAGGAUGAAGCCAAGGGAUAUUUUGUGGAAAUCAGGCCUGCAGAGAACACCGAAUGGGAUCGCUGCAAUUCAAACGCAGCAACCUUGAAUUUCUAUACAGUGAAAGGCUUGAAGUCAAUGGGCAUGUACUGGGUGAGAGCCAGAGCUACUAAUGAUGGUGGAGAGGGAGAGCCACAGGAGCUGGAUAAUUACAUCCUUGCUAUGCCCCCCCCAGUGAGACCACGAUUCACGGAUGCCAAAAUCAAAAGUUUCAUGGUGGUGAGAGCGGGGAACUCUGCACGAUUCAACAUUAACUUUGAGGCAUCUCCUUGGCCUGAGGUCAUCUGGCUGAAAGAUGGAUCGCCCGUGCCUAAAAAGGUGACCAUCAGCAAUACAGAGGGAACAUCCCAGCUUCUGAUUACUUCCGCUGAGCGCUCUGAUACUGGAAUCUAUACUAUCACUGUCAAAAACAUUGUUGCCCAAGAAUCAUUCAGCAUUGAAAUUAGAGUCACAGAUGAGCCGAAGCCACCAGGUCCUGUAGAGACUGACGAAAACGUGCCUGGCACAGUGACCAUUUCAUGGACCCCAUCACCAGAUGAGAAACGUGACGACAGGCUGCACUACAUGGUGUCUAAGCGGGAUUCAAGUAAAGGCACAUGGCACACCAUUGGAGAUCGCAUCUUCAACAACAGAUUGACAGUCUGCAACAUAAUGCCGGGCAGAGAAUACCAGUUCAGGGUCUAUGCAAAGAAUGACAUGGGCCUCUCCAAACACUCCGAAUCACCAAGGUGGCUGAUUACCACCAAAAAAGAAAAGUUCACUCUGAACAUACCAGAUUCAAAGACAUGUAAUCUACAGUGUCCUCCCAAGUUCCUUGUCCCACUGAAAAUGCACACUGCUCCUCAAGGGUAUGAAUGCUACAUGAGCUGUGCUAUAAAAGGGGAUCCAACACCCCAUGUUACCUGGCUCCGCGACAAUAUCAGUCUGAAUACCAACACUAACUACUUUAUCUCCAACACCUGUGGAGUCUGCUCACUGCUCAUAUUGAGAGUUGGACCUAACGACACCGGGGAGUACAAGAUUGUUGCAGAAAACUCCAUGGGGAGGGCCGAAUGCUCCACUAAACUGACAGUCAGAGGUAUAUCUUAA